AUGAAACCUUCUCUACUUAUUAAGUGUUUAGGUUAUGGCUUAAAUAGAACCCUUGUUAUAAGCAGUAAUUCACUGAUUGGUGUACAAUUUACACAGAAUAUUCUGCCUAUAAUAAGCAAUUCUAACGAAAUAAUCACAAAUAAUGAAUUUAUAACAGUAAAUUAUAGAAUAAAACUUAGUAGUACAUGUCCAUUAAGUAUUGAAUCAGGCCUUCACAUAGCAAAUGUGAUUGCAGUUGAUAAUGAAAUGACUAAUAAGCGUAUUGUAUAUAACAGACCAAUUGUACCUGAUUUUACUACUCCUUAUUUAGUGUUUGGCAUAUGUGGAGGAGUAAUUGUGUGCAUUAUUAGUGCAUUUAGUAAAGUAUUAUUACACAUAGUAUAAUAAGUAAUAUAUAAUACAUAAUGUAUAAUAAAUAAUAGAAUAUAUUAACACUUAACACACUAU
Nematocida parisii ERTm1 is the source of this 447-nucleotide messenger RNA. RefSeq lists its product as uncharacterized. The transcript has a single exon. The coding region runs from base 1 to 384 and encodes 127 amino acids. The record is from RefSeq and is a predicted model, not a curated record. NCBI's taxonomy places the organism in Eukaryota, Fungi, Microsporidia.